Oreochromis aureus is the source of this 1172-nucleotide messenger RNA. RefSeq names its product lysophosphatidic acid receptor 6-like. The transcript has a single exon. Gene Ontology annotation, molecular function: lysophosphatidic acid receptor activity. Bases 93 to 1016 code for a protein of 307 amino acids. The record is from RefSeq and is a predicted model, not a curated record. Gene Ontology annotation, biological process: positive regulation of Rho protein signal transduction; phospholipase C-activating G protein-coupled receptor signaling pathway. Gene Ontology annotation, cellular component: membrane. NCBI's taxonomy places the organism in Eukaryota, Metazoa, Chordata, Actinopteri, Cichliformes, Cichlidae.
AUGUGUUGCAUUUGAAAACAGCAAACUUAAUUUACGUCAGCAACCACAACCAGAGUUUCCUGUUCCUUACUAGCUCUCCUCACGUCGCACAGAUGAACAGCACAGAAGGACACGUUCGCUGCUUGGCUGCAAUACUUCAUAAAGGACCAAAAAGAACAUCUUUUCUGAUCAUGAACACAUCAAAUGUCACCACAGAGGACCGGGUUUAUGCUGGGGUCUUUGGCUGCGUGAUGAUGAUAGGUCUGCCUCUCAAUGCAGUUGCACUGUGGAUUCUUCUUCGCCGCCACAGCCUCAAAUCGCCACACGCUGUCUUCAUGGUCAAUCUGGCAUUCUCAGACCUGCUACUCAUCAUCUCUUUACCCAUGAGGAUCUACUUUCAUGCCACCCGUGAAUGGCCUCUGAGCAAUAUGGCGUGCCUCAUCAUCACAAUGCUCUUUCGUGACAACAUCCGUUCCAGCUCUAUGUUUAUCACCUUCAUCAGUGUGGACAGAUUGCUGGCUGUGGUUUAUCCUCUGAGGUCACGCCAUUUAAGAACCUCAUCCAAUGCCUGGAAAGGAGCUGCAUUCGUCUGGAGUUUUAUACUGGUGGUGAAUAUCCCAGAGAGUUUGGACUUUCUAGAACAUUUGCAGGACCACACUCAACCUACCUGUUUUAAAUCUUAUUACUCUUACGAGCCUUUAUUGAGUAAAACUCGAUUAGCAGUUAUUUACCUUCAGAUUGUGUUACUGGUCACAAUGCUAACAGUCAACAUUGUUUGCACCGUUAUGGUGUCUUGGACUCUGCACAGACAUCUCAGUGACUCUGCAAAGGUCAACAACAAGAUGAAAGUUAUGCUGAUCUUUGUCAUGAACUUGGUUUUGUUUGCCAUGUUCUUACCUGUGCCUAUAGGAAUGGCUGCACAUGGCAAAGAAAUCAUGCCGCUGGUAUGUCUUACUGUUUCUAACUGCUGUCUGGAUCCUCUGUUAUAUUACUUUUCUUUUGACUCCUUCUGGAAGAAAAAAGAGAUUUCUAGAUAAAAGACCUGCUAUUUCCAAAAGUUGAUAUUCGAUUUACAAUGGGAUAUAUAUUUUUAAGAGGAACAACCUUUUCCUCUUAAACUCAUCACAAACUUUUCUGUAGUUCAACAAUUUGUAUGGCUUCACCAAUAAACCAACAGUAACAUGUUUGUGAAA